CAAGUUGCAGAUGGGAACUAGGAAGUACGAAGGGUAAGUGAAGCUGAGGCGUGGCCUGCGAGUCCCUUCACCUCCUUCUACCUGAACACGGAACGAGUGGGAACACUGAGCAGGACUCUUCUAAUGGCAUGAACUGCACUAAAGGCAUUAUACAAGGCCUGUCGUGGGUGUGAUGGUGUUCUUUUUACCAUAAGCAGUUUUCAAAAUGUCAGGUGAUACAACCACACUGUCAUGGAAGGUGCCAAGCCCAGGCUCUGAUGGGCCUAGGACCCCUGUGUUUGCCUUUGCUGGAGAGGGAGGUCCUGUGAAAAUUCUUAAAGUAUGCUUCAGCAGCAGCAACAACCUGAAAAACUUCAAACUUGUCAAAUGUGAUAGCUCCUGGCAGAUAAGGGCCAUUAUCCAAUCCAUCCUUAUCAGUGGCCGUUUGGGUCCCAAUGUGCAGAAUGCUGGUUGCUUUGGCCUGAGACUCAAACACUUGAAGUCUGAGGAGUAUCACUGGCUACAUCCUGAUUUGACAGUAGAUGAGGUGGAGCUGCGCUACGAAAAACUUCAUUUGGAGGCAGAGUGGAGAUAUGACCUGAGGAUACGCUACAUACCAGCUAAUUACUUGGAGAAGUUUAAAGAUGACAGAACUUCACUGUUAUAUCUCUAUCAUCAGGUUCGCAGUGACUACAUGCAGCAUUAUUCUAGUAAAGUCAGUGAUGGCAUGGCAUUGCAGUUGGGUUGUCUGGAGAUCAGGAGGUUUUACAAAGACAUGAAUGCCAAAGGCCUUGAGAAGAAGUCCAAUUUUGAAUUGUUAGAGAAAGAAGUUGGGUUAGACCUUUUCUUUCCACAGAAACUCAUUGACAGUAUGAAGCCGAAGCAGCUCAGGAAGAUGAUCCAGCAGACGUUUCAACAAUAUGGCACACUCAAGGAGGAAGAGUGCAUGGUCAAGUUCUUUAAGACCUUUGGGGAAUUCAUUAACUUUAAUGAAGAGGUUUUCCCUUGUGAACUAGUGCAAGGCUGGAGUCUAACAGUGGAUUUGGUCAUUGGGGCAAGAGGUAUUCGCCAACGAGCACAAACAGAUUCAUCGAUAGUGUGUCUAGCAGAAUUUAAACAAAUCCGAAGUAUUAAGUGCACUGCAAAAAGUGACAGCAAAGCUCUGUUAGACAUUGACAUCAAGGGAGCCAAACAGUCUCUUUCAGUCAAUGUGCCUACACUGGCUAUGGCAGAAAACAUGGCUGACCUGAUUGAUGGCUACUGCAGGAUUGAGAACAACACAGAUUCAUCAUUGAUAUCUCGGCCCAAUAAAAGUACAGAGCUCCGAAACUCCCUUCCUGCAAUCCCCCAAGGUUUACUGUUACCUGAAUCUGUGAAAGAAAGUGAAUGGCACAAUAGGAAUUCUGAUAUAUACUCUGAAAUUAUGGAUGAGAAACCUCUACCUCCUGCAGUGAAAUAUGGAAUCUCUAGGAAGUCCAUCGUCUUGGGACGUAUUUUGGGUGCAGGUUUUUUUGGAGAGGUCUUUGAAGGAGUUUACAAAAAAGAGAAUGGUGAGAAGAUCAAAGUGGCAGUAAAGACUUGUAAAGAGUGCUCACCUGAUAUCAUGGAUAAAUUCAUGUGUGAAGCAGGUAUUAUGAAAAAGCUGGACCAUCCUCAUAUUGUCAGUCUGAUAGGUAUCAUAGAGGAGGAACCUGUGUGGAUCGUCAUGGAGCUUUACCAGUAUGGUGAGCUUGGAGACUACUUGAACAAAAAUCAAAACACGUUGACCAAUGUCACACUAGUCCUGUUUAGCCUGCAGAUUUGCAAAGCUCUGGUUUACUUACAGGGAAGGAACAUGGUACACAGAGACAUUGCAGUAAGAAAUGUGCUUGUCGCCACACCGGAGUGUGUAAAGCUUGGUGACUUUGGCCUGUCUAGAUACAUCGAGAAUGAGGAAUAUUACAAAGCCUCUGUCACUCGAUUGCCAAUCAAAUGGAUGGCCCCUGAAUCCAUAAACUUUCGUCGGUUCACCACAUCCAGUGAUGUGUGGAUGUUUGCUGUCUGUAUGUGGGAGAUAAUGAGUCGAGGGCAGCAGCCUUUUUUCUGGGCGGAGAACCGUGAAGUGAUUAACCAGCUGGAGACGGGCAUCAGGCUACCUAAGCCAGAUCUGUGCCCUCCUGCUUUGUACUCACUCAUGACGCGCUGUUGGAGCUACGACCCCAAUGAUAGGCCCAGCUUUACUGAGCUUGUCUGCAAAAUCAAUGAUGUACACAAAAUGGAGAAGGACCUUGAAGCAGAGAAGGAGAGAGACAGACAAAGAGCCACCAGGUUUCUAGAGCCCAAGUUCAUUAGUGAACCACCUCCAAAGCCCUCAAGGCUAAACCCUGGUCGCUUUGGGAAUACGCUCAGCAUUGGUCUGCACAUUCAGCUAAAUGAGGCAUUGUGUGCUAGUUCUCCUGAUCUGGCUAGUCCAUGUGACUAUCAGUCUCCUGUAGACUCGACCAAUAUCCUCACAGUUCCCAGCAUGCCUGUUCGGCGCCUCAGUUUGGGAGAGGGGGAGUUCAGUGUUGGGCCAUCCAGCAUGGAGGAUGCACAGCGCCUGUGGCAGUUGGAAAAGGAGAAGUUGCAGGACACCAUAAAAAAACAAAAGGAUGACAUGGUGGAGGAUAAACAGUGGCUGGAAAAAGAAGAGAAGCUUCUGGACCCUAAAAUAAAUGAGAGUUCGGUUGUUAGGAUGGACCCAGAACCUCAACCUAGUAAUGAUGAACUUCAAAAACCUCCUGAAAAACCACCACGAAUUUCCGUGCAGCCUGCCCCUACAGCAGAGCUCGAUCGCUCUGAGGACAAGGUGUACCAGUGUGUCAUGGAUCUGGUUAAAAUGGUAGUGCAGCUGAAAAAUGAUGUGAACACACUACCAUCUACUGAGUACAUAUCCCAAGUCAAGUCUGUUGGAAUGACAUUGAGGGAUUUAAUGUCCAGUGUGGAUGAUGUUCUUCCAUCUUUACAAGGAGCUAUGAGGACAGAGAUUGGGGGCACACAGAAGCUGCUGAAUAAGGACAUGGCGGAGCUGAUCAGUAAGAUGCGGCUGGCCCAACAAAACGCUAACACCUCUCUGAAGGAUGAGUGCAAGAAACAGAUGCUGGCAGCAGCUCACACGCUGGCCAUGGAUGCCAAGAACCUACUGGAUGCAGUGGACCAGGCACGGGUACGUGCCAACCUGGCCAAGCCCAAACCUGAGGAUGCAGUCUUCCCUGAUGCAGACUAGUCAGAGAUAAAGCAGGGACAAGCUUGGUUCAGUUACAAUCUGAAUCCUAAACAAUUUUCUGUGCAAAAAUUUACUGUACAUGUUUAAUCUAAAAGCUAAAACCAUUGUAAAGUGGUACAACAGAUACUGAUUUUGUACUUUGAAUGGAUUUUAAAGGUAAAGUACAAUACAUUCUUUAGGUACAGAAUACAUAUGUCAUAAAGUCUAGCAUUUUUUUCUAGAUUUUUCUGAAUAAAGAUUGCAUCUGAAAUUGACUGAUUAGACGAAGGUUGUCCUUUCAUUUCAAAUUCAUUUUUAUUUAGUCAGGAAACCCAACUGUGCCUGGAUAUAUAUUCUGCUACAAACUCCAAAAAGUAUGAUCUUUUUUAUAGGUUCGUUAGGUGCCAUAGUUUAGAGUGUGAAUUUUCUUAGAGACAUUUGAAGCUAGAUUUUAUAUGUAUCCCGGAGAGCAACCUUGCUUCUCGACAGUGAAGUAAUAUAUUCGUCCAUCUUCCUGUAUUGAGCUGUCAGGUGGAUGCAAUCAAAUGCAUAUCUUUAAACGCAGUGUUAGUGUGUUGCUGUAUAAUUAUGAUGAUUAUUAUUGGUGUAAAACAUUUAAAGCUGUACAUUGGUCAUAACAUUGCUUUUCCUCAUUGCAGAAUUAUGUACUCUAAACGUGUAUAGAGAGUGAAAAAUAGUAUCUACAUUCAGAUUAUUUCAAAACUCUGGUACAGAUCAAGGAUAUUUGACGGGUGCAAGCAGGAGGUAUAUCAAUUUAUGUCAGGUUUCAUAAAUGAUAUUUCAAUAUUCUAGAUUCCAUGUACAUUUUCGCAACAAACUGUGAGCUAAUAAAGCUGUUGAAAUAUAUGGUAUCAAAAUAAAAACCUCAUCUUCUGCA
Molecule: messenger RNA, 4100 nt
Organism: Silurus meridionalis
Lineage: Eukaryota; Metazoa; Chordata; Actinopteri; Siluriformes; Siluridae
Gene: ptk2bb
Product: protein tyrosine kinase 2 beta, b
Exons: 31
Coding region: 206-3223 (1005 amino acids)
Biological process (GO): protein phosphorylation; signal complex assembly
Cellular component (GO): cytoskeleton; focal adhesion
Molecular function (GO): protein tyrosine kinase activity; ATP binding
Source: RefSeq, a predicted model, not a curated record